Molecule: messenger RNA, 987 nt
Organism: Sinocyclocheilus rhinocerous
Lineage: Eukaryota; Metazoa; Chordata; Actinopteri; Cypriniformes; Cyprinidae
Gene: znf511
Product: zinc finger protein 511
Exons: 6
Coding region: 54-893 (279 amino acids)
Source: RefSeq, a predicted model, not a curated record
GCAAGGCGGGUUGUACGUGUAGUAUGUUGAUAUAAUGCUACAACCUGAACAUAAUGCUGCAACCUGAAUUAAUUGAACUGUUGGGGUCUGCAACACCAAAAAUUCUUGCAGAAAAGAUACCGGUGAUUGAAAAUAGGGAAUCUGAGUGGCAUGGUUUACAAAAAAAAGAAAGAGGGAAUGAAAAUGCUGUUUCACCUUUUGGCUUCAGACCUCAACGACUACGAUUUGCUGUAGAAGAUGAAUAUUUUGAGGAUGGCGACAUACACAGGCACAUGUACCUACAGGAUGUCGUGACGGCUAUUGCAGAUGAUGAACAUCCUCCGACUAUCUCUGAGUUCAGGUGUCACAUUGCGGGAUGCAGGCAGUUAUUUGACACUUUGGAAGGGUAUGAACACCACUACAAUUCAUUACAUCGAAAUGUGUGUUCCAACUGCAAGCGCUCAUUUCCAUCAAACCGACUGCUGGAGAUGCACAUCCUAGAGUGGCAUGACUCUCUCUUCCAGGUCAUGGCAGAGAAACAAUGCAUGUACGAGUGCUUGGUUGAGGGAUGUGGACUGAAAUUCAAAACAAGCAAAGAGAGGAAAGAUCAUCUUAUCAGAACACAUAGCUAUCCAGCGGACUUCAGAUUUGACAAAGCAAAGAAGAGCGGAAGAAUACAAGAAAAAAAGACCCAACAGCAGAAGGAUGCAAAUAUGGAGGUUUCUGAAACGGCAACUAUUCACCAAGAAAGCGAGUCGAUGGACUUGACACCAGAGCCAGAAAGCGUGAAGGCUGUAGAAACAGAACCAAUGCAGACAGCUAAUCUAAAGCCAAGAUAUUCAUACAAAGUUCCAUCAUCCAUUUGCUUCGGUCAAGGCUCAGUCAGAGGCUUCAGAGGAAGAAGAAAGAAGUAGGCCAAAGUUUUUAUUAAAUGCAAACAAUUUACCACGUUUGCUUGGUAAAGCAUUUGUUUGUCCAGAGCAGUAUUUUUCCAAUAAAACGUGUCAA